Filobasidium floriforme is the source of this 918-nucleotide messenger RNA. RefSeq lists its product as uncharacterized. The record is from RefSeq and is a predicted model, not a curated record. NCBI's taxonomy places the organism in Eukaryota, Fungi, Basidiomycota, Tremellomycetes, Filobasidiales, Filobasidiaceae. The transcript is spliced from 7 exons. The coding region runs from base 1 to 918 and encodes 305 amino acids.
AUGAUGCACUAUUUGGCAACAACUCAGCAGGUUUCACGGUUUGGAGCCAAAUCCUUGGCAGAGGUAACAUCGGCUGCCACCCAAAACUUGGCUACCAGUAUACAUUGCAACAUUGGAAGCGAGAUCACAAAGAAGAGCACAAAAGCUGGCAAAGCCUGGUACAGACUUCUGGUCGGACUUACUCAAGGCACUCGCAAACAGUUUGAGAAUCACCCCAAUUACAAGCUUUUUGCCCCCCUUUUCUUUGACACAAUCGACAUGAUCAACCUGAGAGUCAUUUUUGUCCACAACCAGGACGUCUGCCGUCUCCUGACUCAGAACAGGGGGAAUCUCAUGAAGCAGGCGUUGAGGAUGAUGGUGGUUCGUUUAUUGGUCGCAACAGCUGGCGCCGCAGAGCAUAAAUGGGACCUAGGUGUAGCAAAAGCCGUUUUGAAGGAGACGGAAGACAGAUUCAGGGAACUGGGGCUCAACCAACGGUUUCAGGACUCCCAACAAAUCUACCCUGUAUACACAUCUCAAUUGACUUCAAAGCAGGUCUUGCUGUGGCUGGCCAAAGUGACCACUGCUACAGCAGGAGAGGAUGAGUGCGGUAACAGCUGGUUACAGUGGGUUGAAGACAGCCACAGUGUGAUGUUGGCUCCAUCUCCAAAUUUGGCCAGACUUGGUAACACUUUGGGAUCUUACUUGACAAUCAACAAUCAAGCUGGUGACUUCCAGAGCCCUCAUUUUAUCGAGUUGCAAAACACUAUCGCCGCUACGAUCACGCUUCAGGUGUCAGCCACAAAAACCAUGGAGGAGGUGCUGUGGAACCCUUACAAUGCAGAUUAUAUCAUCUCUUGCCACUACACCGUAAUGACAAGGAUGAAUCAAGCAGCAGGCGAAAGCUCUAGGUCGAUCCUGCUCUCUUGGCAGGGCUGA